CCAUUAGUUGCCUGAUCAUUCACAAAGCCAACUUUUCGGAUCGCGCGUGCGAAUCCAUACUCAGCUACCAUCAUCAUGGCUGCCGCGGAUAUUGAGCAGAUGAACAAGCUCAGGAAGAGCCUAGGUCUUCCAUUACUCAGCGUAAGUGGACAACCUCCACCAGCCUCUGAAGGACCUACAUUCAAAGAACAUUCUCAAAGCGACGACGACGAUAGCGAUCAAGAGCCCGCGUCCACGUUGGACACACGUGAAGCUGCUGGGUUUGAGAAUUGGAAUCAGUUACGUGAAGAAGAAAAGAGGCGCAUAGAGCGGGAGAAACGGAAACAUGAGAUCCAAAAGAGGAGAGACGCUGAAGCCAGGGCGAAAAGACUCGAAGGAAAAGGCCUGGGAGAUGCUGAUGACGAUGCCGACGAUACGAAAGCAUGGUUGAAGGGUCAAAAGAAGCGACAGGCAAAGAUCGAGCGAGAACGUGCUGAGCGUCUGGCCAGGGAAUUGGCCGAGCGCGAAAAAGAAGCGGCGAACGAAUACUCCUCGAAAGACCUUGCCGGUGUCCAAGUGGCGCACGAGGUUGGCGACUUCGAAGAUGGCGCUACCGAGCAUAUCUUGACAUUGAAAGACACCGAGAUUGGCAAGGAUGAUGAAAGUGAUCAAGAGGAUGUACUCGAAAAUGCGGAUGUUCUCGCCCGUGACAAGCUCAAGGAGAAAAACGAGUUGAAAAAGAAAAAGGUCUAUGAUGUCAAUGAUGAUUCCGAGAAGGCUCUAUUAGCCCAGUACGACGAGAAGAAGCGCAAGGCUUUCACGUUGGAUGGACAAGGUUCUACUGUGGAGGAGCGUGAUGCAAAGCGUCAGGAGAUUGGCGACGUGUUGAGGAACACAAUAAGCCUCGACAUUUUGAAGCCAGAGCCUGUCUCGGAUUACAUGGAGAUCAAAAUUAAGAAGCCGAAGAAAGCCAAAAAGACGUCAAAGAGGCAGAAGAUGGUGGAUGAGGACGAUGAGAUCUUUCCAGUGCGGACAGAGACCAAUGGCGAUGCGAUGGAAGUCGAUACUGCACAUCCGGCUCCGAGCAGGUCACGGACUACGCAGGAUAAUUUCAAUGAUGAUGAUGACCUUGCAAGUGCCCUGGCAAGGACUCGACAGGCUGUGCUGAAGAAACAGAAGCGCAAGCCGGAGGAUAUAAUCAAGCAAAUGAAAGAAGAGGAGCAGAACGAAGCUCAGACACCGGAGGGCGAGAAUGGAGGGCUGGUGCUGGACGACACGACUGUAUUCUUGGACAACCUGUCGUCUCGCCCAAGAGAAGAGGAACCUCAACGCCCCGUCGUGAAAUCAAUAGAAAAGGAAGAAUCACCCGAACCUUCAGAGGUCAAAAACGAAGACGAGGACCAUCCCAUGGGAGAAGCAUAUUCCGGAGACAACGCAGAGGAACUCCUGGAUAGACUACGGCGCGAGCAGUCUACACACACUCCGGAUGUUUCACACACAGGUCUCGAGGAAGAGAAGACCCUUGAUCAAGGUCUCGGGGCAGCACUCGGGCUUCUUCGACAGCGUGGUCUGGUCAAGCAGAGCGAGGCUGGUGACAAGAACGCUCUCUACAAAGACCGUCAGACGUUCAUCAUUCAAGCGCGGUUGCGUGAGCAUGAAAAUGAACAGAAGGCUCGCACUCAGCGUGAACGGGACCGCCAGUCUGGCAAGCUGACUGGCUUGUCAUUGAAAGACCGAGAGGAACAUGCUCGCUGGCAAAAUACCCACCGAGAGCAUCAAUCUUCUAUUCAAGCCGCCGCUGCCUUCAAUCGCGAAUACAAACCUGACGUGCAAAUCAAGUAUGUGGACGACGAUGGCAGGUUGAUGAAUCAGAAGGAGGCAUUCAAGCAUCUCAGUCAUCAAUUCCAUGGCAAAGGAAGUGGCAAGCUGAAGACGGAGAAGCAUAUGAAGAAGGUUGCCGAGGAGAAGAAACGAGAGGCCGCCAGUAUUUUGGAUAGCAGUGAGGCAAAGGGUAUGAACAAUGCUCAAGGAGCACUAGGCAAGAAGAACAAACAAGCUGGUGUUCGGUUGGGCUGAGCAGGAGGGUUAUGUUCAUCAGCAUAGCGUACUGCUUUCCGGAAUAUGGUUUCCAGAGUAUGCCGUAGCGCACAUCGUUAGGCAAUUGAGCAGUCACAAAUCGAAAAAGUGCCAUUGUUGAGGCAUACUCCAUAGAUACUAAUGCCAGACCAGCAAGAAGUAGCAAAGCUGUUGGCGGCGUAACGGAAGUUUCAGUGCAAUCUACCUUAUU
Molecule: messenger RNA, 2266 nt
Organism: Exophiala viscosa
Lineage: Eukaryota; Fungi; Ascomycota; Eurotiomycetes; Chaetothyriales; Herpotrichiellaceae
Product: SART-1 protein
Exons: 1
Coding region: 76-2055 (659 amino acids)
Biological process (GO): maturation of 5S rRNA; mRNA cis splicing, via spliceosome
Cellular component (GO): U4/U6 x U5 tri-snRNP complex
Source: RefSeq, a predicted model, not a curated record